AUGACAAAGCUAGUCAAGUCUUUGUCUGUUCUUCGCAUGGUGCUGCACGUGGCUGCGGCGCUACUGCUGAGCUCUCGUAUCUCUCAACUUGACUCUUCAUUGCAUCCAUUUGAGCGCUCAAUUGCAAAUGAAUGGGUGCGAUUGCUGUUUUACGUAGACGCGAGGAAGCAGAUCGCGGAGAAGGAGGAAAUUGUGACACUGCCGCAUUUUUUGCUUGAAAUGGAGGAGGAAAUCGCGGCUAACGUGGACGAUCAGCUCUUUAGUGGGGGCUUUGCGGCAAGGGCAUCGGCAUUACCAGUGGGCGCGUUGUUUACGAUUGAGGAGACGCGGCAGCAUUUGCAUGGGGUAGUGCUCAACUAUUUUCGACUAGCGGAUGUGGCGCUGGAUUCGUACUUGAUCUUCGACAACGAGACGUCAGCAAUGUUGCCAUUCAUUCCACCUCCGCUGCUCACAGUCCGGGCGGACAUUGAGGACGAGACAAUGGACCAAGUGUACAACAUUACGAACGCCUCAGCAAGCGGUCAGUGGCCGGCGCCGCUGCGGAUGGGCAAAGACUCUGCAAGCCAACAGGAGACGCGCGCAUUCUUCGAUGUACUAGACGUCAUGGAGCUCAAGGUAGUGGUGGGUAUGAAAAGGAAAGAGACGAUGGUGACGGAAGACGUAGAAGCUGACAAGCUUUACGAGUGGACAGUGGUGAUGCGCUAUGACCUGCUGAACCGAGGCCACUUGGAAGUUACUUUGAAUUAUGAUCUUGUCCAUGUACCGUUGAUGGAGGAUGGAAGGAGAAAAGAAGGAGAGCAAGACAUACCACUAGUGCUGCUGGAUACCAGCGUGGCCCUUAAUUGGGUCAUGCUGGCAGUGAUUGGACUCUACCAGGCAGUCGAGUUUGCAGUGAAGUGGACGACCAUCAAGACUGAUGCUGCAAAGUAUCCUUCUCACCCCAUCGGCAGAAACCCCAUCACGCACGCCUUGAGCAAAGAGGCAAAAGACUUUUGGUUUUGGUUAGUCCUUGCUGUCAAUUUCGCGACCGUGGUGUGUCUGUUGGCUACGUGGCGGCACGCCUACCAACUCUCUUUGAAUGAUACGCUGUGCUUUACGUUUGCCUGCUGCUGUGCGUUGCAGUGGAGCAGCCUCGUACGAUACUUACAGGUGAACACGAGAUUUCGCAUCCUUGAACACACAUUGCGGCGCGGCUUGCCGCGAGUGUUGCAAUUCCUCCUUGGCGUUCUGCCUAUAUUUGUUGGAUUUGUGCUGUUUGGAACCGUCAUGUUUGGUGCUAAGGUACCUCGAUUCCAGAGUGCAAGUGUCACAGCGACUACAUUAUUUUCCGUGGCAAAUGGAGACGAAAUUCAUGACACAUUUGUCGACGUCGCGUACAUUCCUUGGAUCGGGCAAAUUUAUGUGUACAGCUACAUGAUUCUGUUUAGUUACGUUGUCCUGAUGGUAUGCAUCAGUAUCAUCGAGGAUGCUUUCUUCUCUGCUGUGCUUGCAAAAGACCCGAAAGGUCAGCAUAUGCCAGGAUCUCGAAGGACAUCGUCAAAAGCUCACAAAAAUGCAUUAAACGAUAGUAUAUCGUGA
Molecule: messenger RNA, 1578 nt
Organism: Peronospora belbahrii
Lineage: Eukaryota; Oomycota; Peronosporomycetes; Peronosporales; Peronosporaceae
Source: the annotation of a GenBank genome assembly